Messenger RNA from Anopheles gambiae (African malaria mosquito), 2693 nucleotides. RefSeq names its product cytochrome P450 9b1-like. The transcript has a single exon. The record is from RefSeq and is a predicted model, not a curated record. Lineage: Eukaryota; Metazoa; Arthropoda; Insecta; Diptera; Culicidae. The coding region runs from base 770 to 2488 and encodes 572 amino acids. Gene Ontology annotation, molecular function: iron ion binding; oxidoreductase activity, acting on paired donors, with incorporation or reduction of molecular oxygen; heme binding.
GUUUUCAAACCAAAUCAUUCACAUACGAGUACGAAAACCUGUCAGUUCGAUGCUCCCGCUAGGCGUUCUAACGAUGCCCUUGAACUGAUACACACAACUCAUCAUUGGAAAUGAUCGUACCGCUAUCUUCACAUGAGAACGAGCGAUGGGGGAGACAAGAUCUUUGAUCGCGCGGGGUGAUAAUCAACCGCGAUUGUUUACCUUGCUGUGCGGUUUGCUGUUUGGGGAUGAUUAUCUGUUUUGCACUGGGAUACGGUAUUACGGAAGCGUUGAAAGCUUUUCUGUAGCAAAACGUGAAGUUUAGGUGGGUGUGUGUUGGAAGUUUACAUUGGACAACAAUGAGUGCGUAAGGCUUGCCGCUUGGAUGUUCCCAGUAGGGCACAAUUGGUAGUUGCAAGUGGCUGCAUCAAUUUGUUAGCAGUUUUGAGUCCGGAUAUCACUUCAACUAUUGAACUCUUGGAAAUGAUGCAAUAUUCCCGCUUGCUUUCGGAACUUCGGAGCAAGUCUGAUACUAAGGGCACACGGUCAAAAAAACGUGCAAAUCAUUGCGCAGUGCCAAAGCCCCCAGUUUUUGCUUACUCAUUUUGGGCUCUCCCAAAAAGAUCCAAACAUUCAAGCCACUGCCACACAACCACACUCGCAAUCUGGUGCCAAACGCGAAGAUAAUUCAUUAUCUUCGCAUCACCACAGAACCCCAACACACAAGCGUUCUCGCAUAUUCCGCUGUGGAUUAGUGUUUGGGCGACUCUAAUGCGUAUGUUUGCGUGUGAUGGUGCGCAGAAUUUCGGCACCGUUUUCGCACUGUUAUUGGUCGCUUCUUUCGGCACGGUUGCGUCAGUCGCGAACAACUCGUUCCCGAAGAAGCAAGUCUGCAUUGGUUUCGUUUGUGUUUUCCAAAAUGUUCCUCCUGUGGGCGUUGCCGCUCGCCCUGUAUCUGUUCUAUCGGUGGAGUAUCGCGACGUACGAUUACUUCGAGAAGCGUAACGUCCCGUACGUGAAACCGGUCCCAUUUUUCGGCCAAGUGUUGUCAUUCUUCACCCAAGGAAGGCACGCCGUUGAUGUGGCCUCGGAAGGCUACCACAUGUUCCGGAACACGCGCAUCUCGGGCGUGUUUACACUCCGAACACCGGCCUACCUAGUGCACGAUCCAACGCUCUACAAGCAGAUGGCAACUAAGGAUUUCGACCACUUUACCGACCACGUGACCGAUUUCCGCGUCGAAACGGAUCCCAUCCUAGCGCGGUCGCUCUUCUUCACCAACGGAGCGCACUGGCGGCAGCAUCGUUCGGGCCUAAGCCCUGCCUUUACCGGCAGCAAAAUGCGCAGUAUGUUCGGUCUGCUGUCCAAGAGUGCCGGUGACGCGAUGGGCCGUUUAUUGGUGUUUGCGGCCGGCAAACCAUUCACAAUGGAGCUGCGCGAUCUGUACUCCCGCCUCGGCAACGAUGUGAUGACGUCGAUCUCGUUCGGCGUGGAGGUAGACUCGCUGACCGAUCGCGACAACGAGUUCUUUCUCAAGGGCAAACGGUUGGCGCAGAUCGACGGGCUGCCGGGGCUGAAGUUUCUGAUGGCAACCACCAUCCCGCGGGUGUUUCAUUUCUUCCGGCUGAGCGGCAUGUACAAAGAUGUGAACGAGUUCUAUACGGAUGCGGUGGCGCGAAACAUUCAGCUGCGCGAGACGAAUCGCAUUACCCGGCCGGACUUUAUUCACUUGUUGCUGCAGGCGCGCAAGAACACGCUUGGUGCGGAGAAGCACGAAGACGAGGCGCUGCAGGAUGCUGGCUUUUCAACAGUGAAAGAGCACACGCUUGAGCAGAAGAUGGGCGAAGGGAAGAUGAGCUGGACUGAUAUCGACAUUGCCGGAGCGGCUGCUUCAUUCUUCUUCGGUGGCAUCGAGACGACGACGACGCUGCUCUGCUUCACCAGCUACGAGCUGGCCGUAAACCCGGACAUUCAGGAUCGGCUGCGGGCGGAAAUUGACGAACAGCGGGAGAGUUUGGCGGACGGCAGGACACCCACGUACGAGGUGCUGCAGAAGAUGAAGUAUCUGGACAUGGUCGUGUCGGAGGCGCUGCGCCGCUGGACACCGUUGGGGCUUACCAAUCGCAAGUGCACGAAGAACUACACGUUUACCAAUACGGACGGGUCGCAGGUUACGAUCGAGCGUGGUCAGAACAUAUCGAUUCCGCUUAAAUCGUUCCAUCUGGAUGAGAAGUUCUACCCCGAUCCGUUACGGUUUGAUCCGGAGCGGUUUGCCGACCCGAACAACAUCAACCAGGACGCGUACGUGCCGUUCGGGGCCGGGCUGAGGAACUGUAUCGGUUCCCGGUUGGCGCUGAUGCAGGCGAAAUGCAUUCUGUUUUACAUGCUAUCGAACUUCAUCAUCAAACCCGACACAAAACUGACCAUCCCCAUUGUGAUCGAUGAAACGUCGGCGGGAUUGAACGCGAAGCAUGGCUUCUGGAUGAACUUGGUACCACGCAGCGCGUAAGCGAGCGUUUGCUAACCAAGCGUGAUUGUGAUAAGAUAACGACGCAGUAAUACGAUACGCAGAGAUAUCUGUGUAUUUGUGCGAUAUUUGAUUCCAUGUCCAUUUUUGGUGCUAUCUUGGACGCCUAAGUCCUAUUUUGGUCAAUCAGUGAAAUUCGUGUGAUCAAGAGCUUUGGUUGAAAUAAAGCCCUCAUUUCGAACCUCGA